GGCAAACGCCGUGGAAGUUUCGCGAAUUUAAAGGAUACGGCCGGCACGAAAGGCUUCAAGAUUGCUCGAAAACCGUCGCGCGACGUGCGCAGGAGUGGCAGAGCUGCGGAAAUAGGGGGUGCCGGCGUAAUGCAGCGGGUGGGCGCAGCCGGGGGGCCCGGGCCCAUCGGCUUCCAGGGCCCUCCGAGAUCACUGAAAAUCUCACCGGUCAACAUACAGGACGAAUCCGCCGACCCCACGCAGAAAAGCAGGAGUUCGCACUGCGUCGGCUGCGGCGGUCGAAUUCACGAUCAGUGGAUCCUGAGGGUGGCGCCUAAUCUAGAAUGGCACGCGGCGUGUUUGAAAUGUGCCGAGUGUCAACAGUUUCUGGAUGAAAAGUGCACUUGUUUUGUGCGAGACGGCAAGACCUACUGCAAGCGCGAUUACGUUAGGUUAUUCGGCACGAAAUGCGACAAGUGUAGCCAGUGCUUUAGCAAAAAUGACUACGUGAUGAGAGCGAAGACCAAGAUCUAUCACGUGGAGUGCUUUCGAUGCUGCGCCUGCAUGAGGCGACUCGAGACCGGGGACGAGUUCGCCCUGAGACAGGAUGGUCUCUUCUGUCGACACGAUCACGACGUCCUCGAAGGCGGGAAACACUGCACCGGAGCCGCCGGUAUACCCGGAAACGAGAACAACAAUAACGCCUCCCUCACGAACAACAAUCAUCAUCUGCACCCGAACGACGGUUCGAUGUCAGACUCCGGAUCGGAGAGCGGAUCCCACAAGGCGGGUGUCGGCGGCGUCCGUGGCUCCGGCGGCCACAAAAGCGGCGGCGGAUCCGACGGCAAGCCUACGCGGGUGCGCACCGUCCUCAACGAGAAGCAGCUGCACACCCUGAGGACUUGCUACGCGGCGAAUCCGCGUCCGGACGCCCUCAUGAAGGAGCAGCUGGUCGAGAUGACCGGGCUGAGUCCACGCGUUAUCAGGGUAUGGUUCCAGAACAAGAGGUGCAAGGACAAGAAGAAGACGAUCGCACUGAAGCAGCAGAUGCAGGAGAAGCACUUUUUAUUUCAGGACGGGCGUAAGUUGGGUUUCGGUGGCAUGCAUGGCAUUCCCAUGGUUGCCAGCAGCCCCGUGAGACACGAGAGUCCUAUCGGCAUGACGCCGCUGGAGGUCCAGGCUUAUCAGCCGCCGUGGAAGGCGCUCUCGGAGUUCGCCCUUCAUACGGACUUGGAGCGACUGGAUCCCAACGCGCCGUCUUUCCAUCAUCUGGUGUCCCAGAUGCACGGUUACGACUUGCACGGAGGUCCGCCACCACAAUUGCCACCCCCGGGGAUGCUCGGGGGGCCGAUGAGCGACGGAGGGGGCGGCCCGCUUCCGCCGCCAGGACCCCAUCAUCCGGGCGGCGGCGGCGGACCGGAUAUGGGCCAGCACCCGGACAGCACCGACAGCUUCGUGACCUACGUCGAGAGUGACAGUGACUCGUUUCAUCACGAUACGGGAAGUCCAUAGUGUCGUGCGCGUGACGGAUGCGAGGAAAGCAAGAAAACGACAACCCCUUCGCCGUCCUUCGCCUUCUUAGCGACCCUGGUCGUCAUGCUCGCCGUAACGGCGAGAUACUUACAACGACGGCAGAUCUGAAGACAGAAAUCUGGGAAAAAAUAUACGCACACUUUUACAGCGGUGGACGAAUUUCAGAUACCAAAGGACUCCUUUUCGUGUCUCUUGUCAUGAUUUUUCGACGAUAAUCAAACGGGCGGAACGGGACACGUCGGGAUUCGAUGUUCGAAAGAUAUGAUUCACAGAAACAACAUAUAUCUAGAUAUAUUUGCAAUGAGCCAGAAGGGGUUGGUUUUUAUGCACUUGAAACUAAUAUUUUCCUCUGAUGAGAGAAUCUCGUGAAUACGAAAAUUCUGACUUUACAUAUACAAGAAAUUAAAAAAAAAUUAUGCCCAAUAUGAAAUGCUAGCAAGAGCUUAUCCAUCCGUUAUUGCUAUAAUUAAUUAAGUAAUUAAUUAAUUAAUUAUACUAGUAUCAGAUCUGGCAGUCUAUAAUAUAAUUAAUUAAUUAAUUAUACUAGUAUCAGAUGGCUUUGCCAGCAUUUUAUUGGGCAUAAUUUAUUAGUAUAUUAAUUUUUUUUAUUUUUUUAUAUAUGUAAAAUCAGAAUAUUUUCUCAAAAAACCAAAAACAAUUCUAAGGGAUGAAAUUACCCCUUAUAUGUAAGCUUUUUACUUUUUUCUAUAAGUAUAUCUUGAAAAACAGAGACAUCAAAAAUGUUUUAUACAAAGUUCAUUUUAUAAAAUUAUAUUUAA
This is a messenger RNA of Nylanderia fulva, 2291 nucleotides long. RefSeq names its product LIM1_Isl and LIM2_Isl domain-containing protein tup (gene tup). Gene Ontology annotation, molecular function: DNA binding; DNA-binding transcription factor activity, RNA polymerase II-specific. The record is from RefSeq and is a predicted model, not a curated record. Lineage: Eukaryota; Metazoa; Arthropoda; Insecta; Hymenoptera; Formicidae. Gene Ontology annotation, biological process: axonogenesis; neuron fate specification; positive regulation of transcription by RNA polymerase II.